Molecule: messenger RNA, 1726 nt
Organism: Linum trigynum
Lineage: Eukaryota; Viridiplantae; Streptophyta; Magnoliopsida; Malpighiales; Linaceae
Source: the annotation of a GenBank genome assembly
AUCAAGACCGAAUUGGGACCGGACCGGAUCAAAACCGGACCGGAUCAAGACCGGACUGUAUCCAAUCUAAUCUUCGGUCCUUAUAUUUUCAAAAAGACCGGACUGGACCGGAUCAAUUUGGGCCAAUUUAACCGGACCGGACCGUAUAGCCACCCCUAGUGGUGGGUUUGUUUGCCACCCUACAUUCUUGAUUUGGGCUCGAAGGAGAUACCCCUUUCUUAAUGAAAGGAAAAAUGAUAUAUGGGCCGCUGGGCCGAAUCGGGCCCUUCUCGCAUUUCCCUCCAGAUAGAUAAGGCUGCGUUGGCUUUUCCUGCUCAGCCUACGAAAAGAGCGAUAACGAAAAUCAAAGAAUCAACCGCCUGAAACCAAGAACUGCAACAAGUAGUGUAGAGCUGACUGAGCUCCCUUUCUUCCUUCUGAUUCCUCCUUUCUCCUAUGCUAUAAAUGCAUUCUUCACCGUUGUCCAUCUCCGCCGCAUCCCUUACCAUCUUCACAAUCAAUCCUUGCCCGGAGGAUUGCCGCCGCUUCGCGUCAAAUGGCUUCUCUCCCUUUCUCCAGGCAAGGAAUACUAUCAGUAAUGGCACGCUACAAUCACCACCACCAGUAACUCGUCGGCGUAACUUGGCGCGGAAAUUCAAUGCGAAUUGCCGCGCGCUCCAGAGCGAUGGAGUCGCUGGAGGACAAACGGGGAAAGUAGAAGAAGAAGGAGAGGAAAGUUUGCAGCUAGUAACAGCUGUGCGAAGCAAGUACAACGACAUCGCAAUUGUCGAUACUCCUACCGCUAGGGUUCUGCUCCUCGACUCUACUCAUAGUGUGCAUAGCGUUCUUCAGAAGGGACAGAAAUGGACAGAUUCGUAUUGGGACGAGUUUGCAAGCUUACCGCCUAUAGUUCCAGAAGGUCCCAUUUCGAUACUAGGCCUGGGUGGUGGCACUGCUGCACAUCUGAUGCUUGACUUAUGGCCUUCAUUGGAGCUUGAAGGAUGGGAAAUUGAUGACAUUUUGAUCCAUAAAGCAAGAGUCUACUUCGGGCUAUCAGAUUUGGAGAAGCACACUCCAGCUGGUGGUAGACUUCAUGUUCGCAUCGGGGAUGCACUUUCCCCUGCUGAAAACGAUUAUGGGAGAUAUGCCGGCAUAAUUGUCGACUUGUUCAGUGAGGGAAAGGUGCUGCCACAACUGGAACUGGUCUCCACUUGGUUGGAAAUGAAGAGAAGAUUGAUGCCGGAUGGUCGCAUCAUGGUGAACUGUGCUGGCAUUCACGGGACAGCAGACUCAAUAGAUCGAACGAACCACAACCUUGAAGCGGCGCCUGGUGGAGACUGGGUUGAACACGACGUCAUCAAGGCGAUGUCUGAAGCAUUUCCCGGGCAGUUAUGUUGGAAGAGGAUGGAAGAAGAUAAGGGUGCAAACUACCUUGCAUUGACGGGCCCGCUUCCAGACCUGUCGUCAUGGUCCGCCAUGGUGCCAGAUCGUUUGAAGGCAAGUGUGGGACAGUGGAAGCCAUGUGAUUCCGCAAAAGGGAAACAGCAAUCAGCUCUCUAGGGCACUGAUAGAUAGAGAAAGGUAAAAAGCAGACGGUGGGCAGGGAGACAUGAUAAAAAGGGGUUGCCGUACUUGCACCACAAGGCACGCCAAAACACCAACGAACAACAAAUGGCGGAAUGAAGAAGAAUCAUUACACGGUGGUAUUAAUCAAGCAAAAGAAGAAUAAUAAACUGAUAAAGAUGAU